CUACUGUAACAGAUAUUGUUGGACAGAGUGCAGUAUACAUUGUUAGUGUUUGCCUGAUAAUCGCCGCAAUAGCAUUUGCCUUCUACUGUCUGUGCAAGAGAACAAAAACACUACCAAGCGAAGAAAGAAAAGUUGCUUUAACCCUUCAUACUGUCAAAAACGAUACAGAAAGUAUAGAUUCAUAA
Messenger RNA from Candidula unifasciata, 185 nucleotides. The record is from the annotation of a GenBank genome assembly. Lineage: Eukaryota; Metazoa; Mollusca; Gastropoda; Stylommatophora; Geomitridae.